GUCUACGUGGUGAGGUUUGGAACCACUAACCCGGUUGUACACUUAUCACAAUGGUUGAGACCCGUAGUGGGAGAGAGACUAGUCCCUACACCCCUGAGCAGCAAGCAAAGAUGGCCGCCUUAGUGAAAGAGAACAAGGAGAAAAAAGAGCGCGAGAAGAAGGCGAAGCUAAAGGCUAUCGCAGAUGAGCAAGCGGCGAAGAUGAAGAGGUUGGAGGAGGAGAUGAAGAGGGUACAACAGGAGGAGGAAGAAAGAAGCAAGGUUGCUGAAGCAGAAGCGACAGCAGAAGAAGAGAAAGAGAGAAUGAGAAUUGAGAGUGGAGAAGGGAGCAGUGGUGGCACGAUGAAGUGGGAGACAGAUACUGAGCUGGAGAAGAAGAUCAGCGAGUGGGUCGCUAAUUUAUCGUUGGGGGAAGAUGAGGAGGCGGAGUCAUAUGUGACUAAGGAUGAGAAGGCUGCCCUGGCCGCUGAGCUAGCAGCCAUGACAGACCCAAUGGAACGAAGAGAGAGGGAAGACGAGCAAAAGUUAGCAUGGAAGUUGAGAAUGAAAAGGGAGAAGAAGAGGAGGAGAGAGGAAGUGAAUAAGAUGACCGCAGCAGUGGCAAAGGUGCAGGAGUGUAGAGCGGAGGUGCUGGCCCAACCAAAUGAUAAGGCCAAGUGGGACAAGGUACUGGGCUAUCUAGAGGUGUUGAGCAAGGCCUGGAUGGAGGAGCGCCAGGCAAGUUGGAGCCAAGAUGUAGCGUUGAGUGCCAUGCGGUCUGGUUUCAGGGAUUUUGCGCGAGAGGUCGUCACCCACAUUGGCGGCAAAGUCAAGCAAUUGAGAGACAAUGUAGGGAAGUUUUGUGAGGGCGCCAUCCAGGGUGCCAAAGCUGUAGGCGCCACAGAGGGAGAGGCCAGGCCCCAUAAGGACCCAGUGAAGCUUAAGUUUCCGGAUGCGUACGGGGGAAAGAAGGAAGAAAACUUUGACAACUGGGAAGCCAGUGUCAAUAGUGUGGCAGAAGAGUUAAAGGAGAGGAUGCCAGCCUGGGCCAAAAUGAAAAGGGAGAGUAAGGGACAGCUGAUUUUGGUAGAUGUAGAGGUGUCCAGAAGUAGAGUAGGGGCCCUUAUAGACUCGAGGGCUACCCGUAGUUACAUUAGCCGUAGGGCGCUGAAGAAGCUGAGGCUAGGACUAAAGGUCAAGAAACUAGUAGACCCCAUAGUCAGUGUCCUCGCAGACAACCGCACGAUGCGCGUUGAGGACUACGUAGAGGGAGUCCAGGCGUACUUUCGCCUAGAGAAGAAUGGAAAAGUGGAGAACGUCCUCCAUUCUUUGACUCUCCUUGUGCAAGAUGACCUUCCUUUUGAUAUAGUGUUGGGAAUGGAUUGGGGAGAGGCAGCAGGGGCCACACUUCAUUUGAGAGAGCAUGAGUGUAGGCUCCCUAGCCCGACAGGCGAAGUUAAGUUUGCCCGCUUGUUCCAUGUGUCGGGUGUAGACAACACCUUGGCACAUUGCUGUCUCAAUGCUCCCGCGUUCGCGCGAUUAGUCAAAAAGGAGCGGUUAGAAGACCAGGUCUUUGUAGUUUAUGUUAGACCUGUCACUGAGGCCCAGGAAAAGGAUAGCUCCACAGAUCCAACAAUUGCCAAGCUGAUGGAAAAAUUCAAAGACUUGACUGAGUCGCCGAGAGGAGUAGUGUCGCGACCCAUCCAGCACAGGAUAGAGAUAGAGCCUGGCAGUAGAACUCCUAAGGGUGCAGUCUACAGGAUGUCCCCUAGAGAGUUAGAGGAGCUUCGCAAGCAGUUAGACGAACUCCUUGAGAAGGGUUGGAUCAGGCCCAGUUCGUCUCCUUUUGGAGCACCCGUUUUGUUUAUCCCCAAGAAGGAAGGAGAGCUUCGUAUGUGCAUAGACUAUAGGGGUUUGAAUGCGAUCACCGUGAAGAAUGCUGAGCCGCUGCCCAGGAUAGACGAUCUUUUAGAUCGGGGGCAGAGUUUAGUCUAUCUAGACGAUAUCCUAGUUUUUAGUAAGACCCUCCAGGAGCAUCAGGGUCAUCUGAGGCAGGUCUUGGAGAAGCUUAGAGAGGCUAACUUCAAGAUCAACGCGAAGAAGUGUGAGUGGGCCAAGACACAAGUUUUGUACUUGGGCCACGUAUUAGACGGAGAUGGCAUCAAGCCAGAGGACAGCAAGAUCGCGACGAUUAGAGAUUGGCCGACGCCCCGCACAUUGACAGAGUUGCAGUCGUUCCUAGACUUAGCUAACUACUAUAGGAAGUUUGUGAGGAACUUUUCCACUAUCGUCGCUCCCUUGCGCCGAUUGCUGAAGAAAAAGGCAAUCUGGCAAUGCGACAAAGACUGUACGUCUGCGCUCAAGAAGCUAAAGCGCGCGUUAAUAGAGUAUCUUGUCCUCAAAGUUGCAGAUCCGUCUUUGCCAUUUGUCGUCACCACGGACGCGAGUCAGUAUGGGAUAGGCGCCGUGUUGCAGCAAGACGACGACAAUGGCUAUAGACCCGUAAAGUUCAUGUCAGCGAGGAUGCCCUGUGAAAAGGUUGUUGCCUCCACGUACGAGAGAGAACUCUACGCUCUCAGGCAGGCUUUAGAUCAUUGGAAGCAGCAUGGGAGGCACUUCAAAGUGUAUUUGGACCACGAAACGCUUAGAUGGUUAAAGACUCAGGCCAAGAUGACACCUAAGUUGACUAGGUGGGCCGCAGAGAUAGACCAAUUCGACUUUGAGCUCAAGCCAGUGAAGGGCAAGUACAACGUAGUUGCGGAUGCUCUGAGUAGGAGAUCGGACUACUUUGGAAUUGUAGUACACUAUCUGGAUAUAGGGAGAGACCUGCAGGAGAAAGUGAGGUAAGCAUAUGCGCAGGACCCUAUCUAUAGCGACCUCCUAAAGAGAGUUAGAGAGGCCCCAGAGACUGAACCAGAUUACCGCACUACAGACAGGUUGUUGUUUGAGAAGACUAAUGUGUUUGACCGCCUGUGCGUUCCCAACAGCGAAGAGAUCCGCAGUUUGAUUUUAGGGGAAUGCCACGAUACUGAAGGGCAUUUCGGUGGCAAAAGACAUUAGCCAACCUGAUGCGUGGAUAUACCUGGCCAGAGAUGAAGAAUGACUGCACGGAGUAUGUCCGCAAUUGUAAAGUGUGCCAAAGGAAUAAGUCUACUACACGCGUGCCCCUAGGUCUUCUCAGACCCUUGCCUAUUCCGGAUCAACCGGGAGACUAUGUGUCCAUAGACUUCAUGGACACCCAAGUCAAGAGUAGACAUGGUAAGAGCCAAGUCAUGGUCGUAGUGGACCAUUUUAGUAAAUAUGCAGUUUUCGU
Molecule: messenger RNA, 3291 nt
Organism: Chara braunii
Lineage: Eukaryota; Viridiplantae; Streptophyta; Charophyceae; Charales; Characeae
Source: the annotation of a GenBank genome assembly